Messenger RNA from Moneuplotes crassus, 419 nucleotides. NCBI's taxonomy places the organism in Eukaryota, Ciliophora, Spirotrichea, Euplotida, Euplotidae. The record is from the annotation of a GenBank genome assembly.
UAUGCUGGCUUUAAUGCAGGGUUAUGAACAUUUUUGGUAGAAAAAUUUGCAAGAGGGUUUUAGCUUUAGAGCUCUGGAUAUAGAAAAUAAGCUUGCUCUUCAAGAUUUUAUACAAAAUAAUAUAAAUUGGCAAUAGAGCCUAUGAUGAUGAUAAGCAGUACUUUACUGAAGAAAUUCAAUGAAUCGAAACAUCAGUCCAGAAUGGUUGGGCUAAUUUAGUCCAUUGUGCAGCUGAUAGAAGCAGAUCAGGAGCAAUGAUGGCUGCUUAUUCUAUGCUCUGCGAAAAGAUCAAACUAAAGGAUGCCCUUAAUCUAAUCAAGAGCAAAAGGUCCAAAUCUGAUUCGAAUUGGGCUUUUAAAAAACAAUUCGAGGAGUUUGAAGAGGAACUUGAUACUCAGACUUAUGAUGUUUAAUAUACC